AUGAAAUUUGAAGAAAAGUGUGGGGACAAUGGGAGCCUUGUAGGAAGGAAUCAGUCAUACCCAGGUGAGAAGCAUCAGCCAAAAGGAAAACCCAUAACAAAUGGGGAAGCCGAGUUCUAUGCAAAGCAGGAGGCAAAUGGGAAAUGCAGCGUGCCCAGGAAGAGCCUCAACAUGUACACCUGGCAGGAGAUCCAGAGGCAUAAUCAGGAGGGCAACCAAUGGCUGGUCAUCAAUCGCAAGGUUUACAAUGUCUCCAGCUGGGCAGACAGGCAUCCAGGUGGGCGCCGGGUCCUCAACCACUAUGCUGGGGAAGAUGCCACGGAUGUCUUCAGGGCCAUGCAUCCAGAGCCUGACAUUGUGCAGUUGUAUCUGAAGCCACUGCUCAUUGGAGAACUUGCCCCAGGAGAGCAUAGCCAGGAAAGACACAAAAAUUCACAGUUGGUGAAAGAUUUCCAAGAAUUGCGGAGGAUCAUAGAGUCUAUGAACAUGUUCCACGCCAACCUGGGGUUCUUCUUUCUUCACUUUGCCCAGAUCUUAAUUUUGGAAGUGCUGGCGUGGCUAAUACUGUAUCAUUUUGGCAGUGGCUGGCCUGUUACUAUAUUCAUUUCCUUUCUUCUCACAAUUUCUCAGGCCCAGAGCUCAUUUUUGCAGCAUGACGUGGGACACCUUUCCAUAUUUAAGAAGUCCAAGUGGAAUCACGUGAUGCAUAAAUUUGUGAUGUGCCAUCUCAAGGGCCUGUCAGCAAACUGGUGGAAUUACCGGCACUUUCAACAUCACGUAAAGCCGAACAUCUACCCCAAAGACCCGGAUAUUGACAUGGGUCCACUUUUUCUGCUUGGAGAUUCACAACCUGUCAAGUAUGGCAAGAAGAAAAUCAAAUACAUCAACUAUGAAAAGCAGCACCUGUACUUCUACAUGGUUGGGCUCCCACUCCUCAUGCCAGUAUAUUUCAACCUGCAAUCCAUGCAAGUGAUGUACCUUCGAAGAUACUGGGUGGACAUCGCCUGGGUUAGCAGCUUUUACAUCCGAUAUUUCAUCACAUUUGGCCCAUACUAUGGAAUCUUUGGGACCGUGUUGCUCAUAUAUUUGGUCAAGUUUCUUGAAAGUCCUUGGAUUGCAUAUGUUACCCAGAUGAGCCACAUACCAAUGAGAAUGAGCACAGAGGAGAACCGAGACUGGCUCAGCACUCAGGUCUUGGCCACCUGUAAUAUUGAACAGUCCUUUUUCAAUGACUGGUUCACUGGGCACCUGAACUUCCAAAUUGAGCACCAUCUGUUCCCCACAAUGCCACGCCAUAAUUAUCACAAAGUGGCGCCUCUGGUGAGGUCACUGUGUGUCAAGCAUGGAUUGCAGUAUGUGAAUAAACCCAUGUUGAGGGCGUUUGGAGAUAUUGUCAGAGCCUUGAAGAAAUCUGCAGCCCUCUGGGUGGAUGCUUACUAUGAAACAUGA
Molecule: messenger RNA, 1449 nt
Organism: Piliocolobus tephrosceles (Ugandan red Colobus)
Lineage: Eukaryota; Metazoa; Chordata; Mammalia; Primates; Cercopithecidae
Product: putative fatty acid desaturase 2-like protein FADS2P1
Exons: 12
Coding region: 1-1449 (482 amino acids)
Biological process (GO): lipid metabolic process
Cellular component (GO): membrane
Molecular function (GO): oxidoreductase activity, acting on paired donors, with oxidation of a pair of donors resulting in the reduction of molecular oxygen to two molecules of water
Source: RefSeq, a predicted model, not a curated record